Fomitopsis serialis is the source of this 708-nucleotide messenger RNA. RefSeq lists its product as uncharacterized. Bases 139 to 588 code for a protein of 149 amino acids. The record is from RefSeq and is a predicted model, not a curated record. The transcript has 8 exons. NCBI's taxonomy places the organism in Eukaryota, Fungi, Basidiomycota, Agaricomycetes, Polyporales, Fomitopsidaceae.
CGUGAUCGUGACGCGUCUUGAGCACGAUCGCGACAGUUUCAGACAACGCGUCUGAGGAAACGCAUAUACUCGGUACUUUGCUCUCGACCUCAAGCAUACUCCUUUCUCUUCGCACUUCUUUGGUCCGCUCACGCCACAAUGCCUCGUACCAGCAAUGCUAAGGCGUUACUCGAGUCUCAGAGUAGCGAUGAUUCUGGCAUUAUGGCGGUUGUUGCAAAGCAAAUGCAGUCGUCAUGGGAGAAGAAACGGAAAGAGAAGGAAACAAAGUACUUCGCCGAAGCUCAGGCUGUACUGUAUCAAUACAUUGAAUCGCACCGGGAAGAAUAUUUGGAGGCCAUCGCUGAAAUGACCACUGUCUACGAGAAGUUCGUCCAAGACUACGCCGGCGUCGAAGUCGAGAUCCGCAAAUUGCUCCUGCAGUUCUCGCGGGAGCAACAGAAGAUGCUAAAUCUGGCGGAAAACAAGUCCAAGCAGAUGGUCGAGAGCGAGAAAGUCCGAGAACGUGGGCAGGUGCAAGGGAUGGCUACAGCCAAGAAGGCUAUGGAAGAUUUCAAUCGGUUUGCGAGCAUGCUGAAUCAACAUGAGUGAGACGCGGUAUGCUUCCAUGGAGGAUCGUUUGAGUCGAGGGGGUUAUGAUAGUAAGACGUCAGCCUGAGUACUCAGGCUCUCGAUCAUAACUGAUGUUAAUGUGUCAGUCAGCAAUAUCCG